AUGGAGCAAUUCAUCACACGACUUAAGAUACUUGCAAAUGAUUGUUCUUAUGGCGAAGCCUACAAGGAAGAUUUGAUUAGAGAUCGAAUCGUGUUCAGUGUAAAGUCGUCCAAAAUUAGAGAGAAGCUUUUGACAGUAGGUGAGAAACUAACAUUGGCGAAAGCUGUUGACAUAUGUCAAACUGUAGAAUAUGCACAAGAGCAAAUGAAUAACAUGCAAGAAUCGUCUUCUAUUUACUUUGUACGGAAAACUACUCACAAAAAAGAGGAAUCGAGAAAACGAGAUAUAAAGUGCAAAGGCGGGUCGCGGAAAUCAACGGAAAACAAGCCCGAUGUCGCGCACAAAUCGUGCCAAAACUGUGGUCAAUUCCAUGGAGACAAACAGUGUAAGGCGAAGGGAGUGCAAUGCCGAAACUGUAAAAAAUGGAAUCACUACGCGAGGGUGUGCAGGAGUAAACGUGUCAAUGAAGUGAGGGCUGAUGAUUCAUCUGAGGAUAUUUACAUUGAUACAGUAAUUAGUGCUGUGGACAAGAUGUGCAAUCAGGCAUUUGUGGAUAUUAAAACUGGACCUCUUGGGAAACAAAUUUCUUUCAAGAUAGACACUGGCGCACAGGUGAAUAUUUUACCUCAUUUUGCAUUGCAACAAUUAGGUGUAAAAACCGCACUCUGUUCCUCUGUAACGAAGCUCACAGGUUAUAAUGGCAACCCUUUAGUAUGUCUAGGUUCCAUUACCCUGCAGUGUACCCAUGAACCUUCUGCACAGACCAAGUAUGUAGAAUUUCAUGUAGUAGACACCCAGUCACCACCCUUGUUUGGUUUUCAGACUUCCAUCGAUUUUGGCCUAGUUAAACUCGCACAUGCUGUCACUUCCAAUUAUGUAUCCUCCCCGCUUAACAAAACAGCAGUGCUGAAUGAAUAUUCCCAGGUUUUUAAGGGCAUUGGCUCUAUUCCAGGGCAAUGUUCUAUUUAUCUGAAACAUGAUGCUAAACCUGUGGUUCAUCCUCCACGUAGGAUUCCUGUUGCAUUACGAGAUAAAUGCAAGAAGGAGCUAGAAAAGAUGGAGAAAUUGGGGGUCAUUACAAAAGUAAGUGAGCCUACUGAGUGGGUCAAUUCAAUGGUGACAGUACAGAAAAAAUCAGGUGACUUGCGAAUAGUACUUGAUCCGGGUGACUUGAACAGAAACAUUCAACGUCCUUAUCAUCCGACAAAAACACUGGAUGACAUACUUCCCCAGCUAAAUGGUGCUACAUUUUUUACAAAAUUAGAUGCUAGGUCAGGUUACUGGGCCAUGCAUUUGACAGAGAAGUCUUCCAUGUUGACUACAUUCAAUACCAUAUUUGGGAGGUACAGGUAUCUGAGGCUUCCAAUGGGUAUUUCGUCUGCCAUGGAUCUGUUCCAAAAGAAAAUAGACGAAAUAUUUGAGGGUCUCCCAGGGGUAGCUGCCAUAGUAGACGAUAUUUUAGUAUAUGGCAAAACAAGGGAGGAGCAUGAUGCGAAUUUGAGAGCAGUGCUCCAAAGGUCACUAGAACAAGGUAUACGCCUUAAUCCAGAUAAGCUGGAGGUUGGGCAGUCCCAGAUUAGUUAUUUCGGUCAUGUGAUAUCUAAACAAGGUCUUAGCCCAGAUCCAGACAAGGUGUCUGCAAUUCGAGAAAUGCCUAUCCCGGAAAAUAGGUCACAACUCGAAACGGUACUUGGCAUGAGUCAGUAUCUCGCUAGAUAUGCACCUAGGCUAUCUGAGGUCACUUUGCCCUUACGAGAAUUAUUGGCGAAAGAUGUAGAAUUUCUCUGGGUGAAUCACAGCAGCAAGCUUAUGAUCAGAUGA
Messenger RNA from Mercenaria mercenaria, 1821 nucleotides. RefSeq lists its product as uncharacterized. The record is from RefSeq and is a predicted model, not a curated record. NCBI's taxonomy places the organism in Eukaryota, Metazoa, Mollusca, Bivalvia, Venerida, Veneridae. The coding region runs from base 1 to 1821 and encodes 606 amino acids. The transcript has a single exon.